Lithohypha guttulata is the source of this 1116-nucleotide messenger RNA. RefSeq names its product acyl-CoA thioesterase. The transcript has a single exon. Lineage: Eukaryota; Fungi; Ascomycota; Eurotiomycetes; Chaetothyriales; Trichomeriaceae. The coding region runs from base 1 to 1116 and encodes 371 amino acids. Gene Ontology annotation, molecular function: fatty acyl-CoA hydrolase activity. The record is from RefSeq and is a predicted model, not a curated record. Gene Ontology annotation, biological process: fatty acid catabolic process; acyl-CoA metabolic process. Gene Ontology annotation, cellular component: peroxisomal matrix.
AUGUCCAGAUCAACGCUGAUAAAACCACCGAGCACUCUCGAACAUCACUCGCCCAUCGAGAAUGCGCUACAACUCCUCCCACUAACGGACAUCGGACCAGACAUCUUCACGAACGCCCGUCCGCUGUGGCAUCCUCCUGGUGCUCGCGGUAUAUUCGGCGGCGCCGCCAUAGCGCAAUGUCUCUCAGCCGCACAGUUCACCAUCCCCGCGAGCGACUACACAGUCCAUAGCAUGCACUGCUACUUCGUGCUUGCAGGAAACAGCGAGAUACCAAUAUUGUACCAUGUUGAAAGAGUCAGGGAUGGCAAGAGCUUCAUUACACGGACUGUGCAGGCGAGGCAAAGAGGGAGAUGUAUCUUUACUACAACGAUCAGUUUCAUGCGUACUGGGUCUGGUGGUAGUGUCACAGUAGAUCAUGCGAGGCAGAAGCCGAGCCAUGAAGAGUGCCCUCCCCCGCCAGAUGGAGAGAUUGAGCUUACUGGUCUGAGGGAUAGCGAUACACCGUUCGAGAGCGUAAGAUGCGCAGUGAAACAGGGCAACACGAGACAACCCCAGGACAAGAUUUUGCGACAAUGGAUAAGGGCAAGAGGCAAGAUUAGUGAUUGCCCGCCGAAUGUCAGGGAAGACGAGAUCUUGAGAGGAAAACGACUGAACCAACCUGGUGACAACCAUCAAGCCCACCUCAGUGCGUUAGCAUACAUGUCGGAUUCCUACUUCAUCGGCACUGUUGCACGUGUACACAACCUGAUGCGCUUCGCGAACAAGCGAAAUAUAGAAAGAACGCUAAAAGGCUUUUCAGGCAGCGAAGCUGAAAAGCAGGAGAUGAGAACAUAUCUGGAACGUAUUGCGAAGGAAGAAGCUGAAGAGAAUGAUGGCAUCAAGCCUGACGAUCGACGUAUUGGUAUGAUGGUCAGCCUUGAUCAUAGUAUAUUCUUCCACAAUCCAAGAGACUUUAGAGCCGAUGAGUGGCUAUUGACCGAGAUGGAAAGUCCUUGGGCUGGAGAUGGUAGGGGUCUUGUGGUACAGAGAAUUUGGUCGAAGUGUGGUACUUUGAUCGCGACGUGUACUCAGGAAGGUUGUGUCAGAUUGCAGCAGGAGAAGGAGAUCAAGCUGUGA